GGAGGCUUCAUCCCACCAUCAGCACAUCUUCCAUCCCCGACACCCACCACAUCCACCGCAACCCCAUCGCUUCUCCCCAAACCACGAGCCCACCCUUUGCGGCCGGGUUCCGCAAAAGAAGCCACGGUCCUCGAGUAUAUCGACAAGAAGCUUCUGUCCAUCAACCGCCGGCAUGCUAAGAAGUUCAGCGGGGCUCUGAUUGCACCGGUGGCUGAGUCGGAAAGGGGCUACGAGAGCUUCAAGGAAGUAGCGAAAGACUUUGAGAGUUUGGUGGAUGUUUUGUGGGUCAGUGGGACUCCUUCAUUACAGAUACCCUACCUGAUCUCGUUGGCCGUCCAGGUCAACUCUUAUCUACCGGAUUAUCCAUUCUCGGCGAAGGCGACGUUCCGGUUGCUGCGGAAGCUGGACUCCGUCUUUGCAUCGCUCCUGCUGGGGGAGGAUGUGGACUCCGGGGCGCUGUUGCCGGGGUUUGAGGCACGGACGAACGUAGUCUCGAUGACGGAGAAGGUGCGUAUCAAGAGUAUUGCGGAGACCUGUCGGGUUGUGGUUGUGGAGGCGAGGGAGCAGGAGGAUCUUGGCGAUGAUGAUGAUGAUGAUGGUGGUGGUGAGAGGAAUGGGUUUGGGGAUAGUAGUGAGAACGAUGACGAGGAUGAGUUGAUGGAUGAUGCGUUGGGGAUGGAUGAGUAUCCGAUCCCCGGUAGGUGGGAGAUGGAAACGGCUAAGGUGUAUGAGAAGACGAUCCAAUUGCUUGGGGAUGAGUUGGGGCAGGCCGAUCCUGGGGAGUUCUGCGAUACUGAUAUGGCUGCUGGGGAG
This is a messenger RNA of Aspergillus fijiensis CBS 313.89, 813 nucleotides long. RefSeq names its product general transcription factor IIH subunit TFB6 family. The record is from RefSeq and is a predicted model, not a curated record. NCBI's taxonomy places the organism in Eukaryota, Fungi, Ascomycota, Eurotiomycetes, Eurotiales, Aspergillaceae. The transcript has 3 exons. Gene Ontology annotation, cellular component: transcription factor TFIIH holo complex. The annotation marks the transcript as partial.